Molecule: messenger RNA, 982 nt
Organism: Xiphophorus maculatus (southern platyfish)
Lineage: Eukaryota; Metazoa; Chordata; Actinopteri; Cyprinodontiformes; Poeciliidae
Gene: tma16
Product: translation machinery associated 16 homolog
Exons: 7
Coding region: 16-789 (257 amino acids)
Cellular component (GO): nucleus
Source: RefSeq, a predicted model, not a curated record
UGUAUUGUUAAGAAGAUGACCAGGUUUGUAUUGAACCAAGUGAUCCGGAACUCGAGAAAAAAAUCGCAGCAAGCAAAUUUUCUUCCGGGACGUAUUUCAGUGAAGGACCAUUUCCGUUUCCUGUUCACUUGUCAACACAAGCUCCACGCGCGUACUCCUGAGAGCGAGAUGCCGAAGGCCCAGAAGAGCAAAGCUGCGGACAAAGUCGUCCAUCCGUUCAGCAGGAAGGCCGCUUACCUGAACCGGGAGGACGUCCGGCUGAAGAGGAAGGAGAGGAUGAAGAGUGAAAAAGCAACACGCCUGAGCAACAUAGGUGAGAAGCUGCUGUGGUUUCAGAGUCAACUGGAUCCUAACAAGACGAGUUACACCAAGAGAGAUGCCUGUGAGGUUGUUGAAAGGUACCUCCACAGAUUCGACUCGGAGCUCGAGCAGAUCGAGUUGGUGAACGGGAUCAAGGGUCGUCAGGGUCGUCUCCACGGAGCCAGAGAAGCGGCCAUCAAACAGAGCGUAGAGCGAGAGCGGGCGCAGUUUGAGGGCGCUGGGUUGGAGAUCCCAGACAUCAUCAACACCAAGCAUCUGAAAUCAUUCAGAGAUUGGACUGGAGAUCUGAAGAAACUUCCAAACAUAAAAAUGCGAAACGUUUCAAGCAAAGUUUUGGACACAAAGGCUGAGACGGAGGAAAAAGAGGAGGUGGAGCAUGAUAAUGAUGAUGAAGAUGAUGAUAGAAGAGAUGAAGAUGAUGAAGAAGAGGCGCUGGAUGACAACAUGGAGAUGCCAGAGUCUCACUAACACCUCAGUCUGACUGGAUCACGCUGCUCUGCCACGACUGUCCACAAGAUGGUGCUAGACCUUCAGAUUCAGCCACACCAAACCUUUUCCGUUGGGUUUAAUAACAGCAGCAGAUUUUUGGAUGUUCUACAUUCAUCGUUUAUUGCACAGACAAAAAAAAAAAAAAAGGUUUUGCAUGUAACGGCGUCUUCAA